This is a messenger RNA of Diuraphis noxia (Russian wheat aphid), 881 nucleotides long. RefSeq lists its product as uncharacterized. Gene Ontology annotation, molecular function: protein binding. NCBI's taxonomy places the organism in Eukaryota, Metazoa, Arthropoda, Insecta, Hemiptera, Aphididae. The record is from RefSeq and is a predicted model, not a curated record.
UAAAAAAUGUCUAAUACCAUUUAUGAAGAAUUUCUCAGUGUUGACAAGUCCUUCACUUCCACAUCAACAUAUUACAGAUUCAUMCAUACAACUAGUYCCAAUUUUUAUGAUGAUUCAUCUUUAGUUCCUAUUUUUUGUAAUCGUACAUCAACAGAUCUUGGUGUUUGUAAACUAUCUUCGACCACUCAUAAUUUAGACUAUAGUGUUUUAAAAUUAAAAAACAGCUCCAAGAUAAAAGAUCCAGUUGCUAUUAGUGCUCCUUUAUUAUCUUUCAAUCAAGAAUCUUCAAAAAAAUUAAGUAUAAYUUCUUGUUUCCAAAUGCAAAUGCAUCAAACAAAUCAAUGCACUAAAUGCGAUUUAAAAUUUUUAAAUAGUAAAAAUGUUAAUUUGUAUAAAAGUAUUUAUCAUAAACGCAAAAGUCUAGAAGAUCAGAAAAAAGUAGAUUUUAUGUAUUAUUUAUCAAAACGUUAUAAUUUUGUUACUGUAACUGAGAAAAUAUUUUCAUUUUUGCACGGAAAAGAUAUUUUAGCAAUGUCUAUGGUAUCUAAAACAUGGAGUAAUGCAAUAAAAUACUCGCCAUCAGCUAAAAGAAAGAAAAAAUCUUAUGUAUCAUACAUGAGAUCAGAAAAAGAAAAUCAUAAACAUGUUGAACGAAGACGUUUGUAUUUACCAAGUAGAAGAGUUUUUGGGGAUAUUAGUAAUAUCAUGCGUUUUCCAUUAAAAUAAUAUGGACAUUCAGAAGCACAUAAUCAAAUUAGUAUUUCAUUGAUUUCAAUAAGGUUCCUCACAAGUUGUUGCAGGUUAAACAUGGUCAUUAGUAUGUAAUUCUUAACUUUUCGUGUUAAAUAAUAUGUGCUUCAAAUAAAUGUUAUAUAUAUAUA